Molecule: messenger RNA, 759 nt
Organism: Vanessa tameamea
Lineage: Eukaryota; Metazoa; Arthropoda; Insecta; Lepidoptera; Nymphalidae
Product: mitochondrial 2-oxoglutarate/malate carrier protein-like
Exons: 5
Coding region: 1-729 (242 amino acids)
Molecular function (GO): transmembrane transporter activity
Source: RefSeq, a predicted model, not a curated record
AUGGCGCGGCAAAUAGUACGUUGCAGAGGGUUCACGGCGUUGUACGCUGGACUCUCUGCUGGAUUACUGAGGCAGAUAACCAACACCACAACUAGACUUGGUGUUUAUCAUGCGCUCUAUAAUUUACACUACAGGAAAUAUGAGAGAUAUCCAGUUAUUUAUGAAAAGAUCACGAUUGGUAUAACUGCAGGGUUAGCGGGAGCUCUAGCAGGACACCCCUCGGAAGUGGUUUUAGUAAGGUUAAUGGCAGACGGACCUUUGGAGCCUUGUAUAGCCUGUAGCUGUCCGAAAAUAUACAGGGGCACUUUUCACGCUCUUCAAAAAAUAUGUAAAGAAGAAGGUAUGCGUGCCUUGUGGCGUGGUGGGACAUUGACCCUCGGAAGGUCAGUCCUGGUCAGCGUUGGGCAAAUAGGGAGCUAUUCACAGGUUCGAGAAAAAUUCCGAGAGAGAAACCUGGCGAAGGGUCUGUCCCUGCACAUAUAUACUUCGUUUGUGUCCAGCUUCCUGACGGCCGUCUUCUCCUUACCAAUCGAUCUCGUUAAGACUAGAUACCAAGUGAAACGCAGAGGGAUACAACUGUCGGAGAUAUUUUCUGAUAUUCUCCAUAAAAAAGGAAUAUGGUAUUUCUGGAAAGGUUUCGUGCCCUACUACGUGAGGAUGGCGAUACAUACCACGGUGUCGUUGCUGAUAUUCGACAAGAUCUACACAAAAUAUGAUGCACUACAUUAAAAAAACGCUGACCUCAAAUGAAAAUGUUAU